Pundamilia nyererei is the source of this 1348-nucleotide messenger RNA. RefSeq names its product sodium- and chloride-dependent GABA transporter 2-like. The transcript is spliced from 9 exons. The annotation marks the transcript as partial. Lineage: Eukaryota; Metazoa; Chordata; Actinopteri; Cichliformes; Cichlidae. Gene Ontology annotation, molecular function: gamma-aminobutyric acid:sodium:chloride symporter activity. The record is from RefSeq and is a predicted model, not a curated record. Gene Ontology annotation, cellular component: cell projection; plasma membrane. Gene Ontology annotation, biological process: amino acid transport; sodium ion transmembrane transport; nitrogen compound transport.
CUCCGCUUUAUCUUCUCAGGUAUUGGAUAUGCAACCCAGGUAGUGAUUGCAUAUGCUGCUGUUUCAUACAUUGUGAUCCAGGCAUGGGCUUUCUUCUAUCUCUUUUCAUCCUUCAGUGCUGAGAUUCCAUGGGCUAGCUGCAGGAAUUCCUGGAAUACAGAGUCUUGUUUUGAAUUUGAUAAAGCAAAUGUGUCAUCCAACUGGACAGCAGCUGCAAACGCAACAACACCAGCAACAGAGUUCUGGGAGAGAAGAGUACUGGGUAUAUCUCAAGGGAUUGAGGAGAUUGGUAGCCUGAGGUGGGAUUUGGCCUUGUGUCUCUUACUGGCAUGGAUCAUUUGUUACUUCUGUGUUUGGAAAGGAGUGAAGUCCACUGGAAAGGUAGUUUACUUUACGGCCACUUUUCCCUAUGUGAUGUUGGUGGUUCUGUUAGCUCGUGGACUCACUUUACCAGGAGCCAUAAACGGCUUAGCUUUUUACCUGUAUCCUGACCCCACAAGGUUGGUGGACCCUCAAGUUUGGAUGGACGCGGGUGCACAAGUCCUUUUCUCCUUUGGGAUUUGUCAGGGGAGUUUGACGGCUCUGGGCAGUUACAAUAAGUAUAACAAUGAUUGUUACAAAGACACAUUUGUUCUGUGUUUGGUUAACGGAGGAUCCAGUUUUGUUGCAGGGUUUGCAAUCUUUUCUGUUCUGGGAUUUAUGUCCUACGAACAAGGACUGCCAAUAUCAGAAGUGGCAGCUUCUGGACCUGGCUUGGCAUUUAUUGCCUAUCCGCGCGCGGUAGCCAUGAUGCCUUUACCUCAAUUAUGGGCUAUAUGUUUCUUCAUCAUGGUCAUCUUGUUGGGGGCAGAUACACAGUUUGUGAGUUUGGAGUGUUUGAUGACCUCAGUGACGGAUAUGUUCCCCAAUGUGUUUCGAAGAGCUUAUCGUCGAGAAUUGCUGCUGCUCUGCCUCUGCUCUGUUUGCUUUUUUCUCGGCCUCCUCCUCGUCACCGAGGGCGGCUUGUAUUUCCUUCAACUCUUUGAUCAUUAUGUGUGUAGUGGAAACAAUCUUCUCCUUCUUUCUGUGUGUCAGUCGAUAGCGAUUGGAUGGAUAUAUGGUGAGUCAUUAAAAUCCGAGAGUCAAAUCCUUGCAUGUUUGCACAGAUCUGGCUAAGAAAGCUGAUUCAAAUCCUGCUAAUCCCACAUUAAUUGAAAAUACACUUAAGACUGCUUUUAUUGAGUCGCUUAUUACUAAAAGGCCAAAAUUUAGGCUUACUGUAUAGGCGUUCAUUCCAGCUAUUCUGAAUCUUGCUCAGCUGGGGUCACAAGAAUAAGCCGUGUCUUGUGGGUACUGGCUCAGCACCACU